CGCAAGUUUCAGUUCUUCAGUCAGCUCACUUUUUGAUUAAAAAAAUACUAAUCCUCGGAGCAACGUCGAUGUGAUUCAUAAAAUAACUCAGCCAGCAAUCGAAGAGUUACGAAUUACAACGAUUCAAUUUAAAUAAGAACGGACAAUGAUCGGAGUUUCUAAGAACAUGCUUGCAAUUCUGUCACUUCUUGUACUCUGCAACCCUGUUGUGGGUGGUCAAGACCAACGACAUUCUACUCAAAGACGACGCAUUGCCGUUGCUGAGAGACCAUCCUCUGCUCCGACCACGUUGGGAGAAGGCGAUGAUACAGAAAGUGGAAAGGGUAUGAAAUCAGAGGGAAAGKGAAUGAGAUCUGCGAAAGGAAAAGGAAUGAAGAGUGAAAAAUAUGCUGAUUACGAUGAAUAUUCGAUGUCGAUGUCGAUGUCGAUGUUGACGGAACUAGGAAAAGGAAUGAAAUCAAGCAAAGUGGAAGUAGGCAAAGGGGGGGAAUCAAGCAAAGGAAUGAAGAGGGAUAAAUCUGUCAAGAGUUCUAAAAAGCUUAAGAAGGAGAAGAAUGGCGACCUUGGUAAGUCUCAACAAUUAUGCGUCCAAUUGCAGCCGUAGUUAUCUGAGCAAUCCUCUCACAACAAAACUUAUUUCCUUCUUUACCAUGACAGGAAUGCCUAGUCCAUUGAUACCUCUAGCUCCAUCGACAGCUCCUCCAACUUCAGCUGACUCUAUUUCGCAGAAGUCAAAGCCAUUUGAAAUCCACUAUUCUCCUUCAACUGAUGUCCCAACAACUAGGGACUUUCAGGAAUUGACAAUGGUUACUCAAACAUACCUUGAAGUAUACAUGACGAACUUUUUUGAGGAAACUUCUCUCACGACCUUAGAUAAUUUCUUGACUAUCAUGGUGAAAAACGCAUUUGAUGAGAAAAGUCCAGCCGUUCUUGCAGAAUACGAAUCCAACGGUUUGUUCAGUCCAGAAUCUAUUUUCAUUCCUACCAGAAAAGAAAUCGACAAUUUGGUCGAAGAAUCAAUCAUGCAAAAAGAUUACUUGAAAAUGGUGCAAGCGCUUCCCAAAUCUAACCCUUUUAGCCGCACGAAAGCAAUCGCUAUUAACAUCUUAGGACAUGCCAGCGCUGAUGAUACCACAACUAACGAGGAUACUAGUAAUGGUGGCAGCGGUAAAAGCGAAGGGUCGUCAUCUUCGGUGAAAGCUGGCGUUGCAGCUGCAGCAGCCGGUGUUGUUGUACUCGCUGCUAGCUUAGCUAUGCUUCGUCGUAGCCGAUCCUCUGAUGAGGAGGAAGACUGCAAUGAGGAAGUGCAAGACUUCACUUCUCACAAAGUGUCUUAUGAAGACGCAACGAUUGCGGAGUCGGUAGAUGAAUCGUCGAACCACUUCGCACAUUUCAAUCGAAACGGACCAGAKGGAGCCGAAUUUGAGGAUGAGCCUCUCGACGAUGACGAUGAACGCCAAAGAAUUACGCCCGUUGCGUCGUGUCAUUCAUAGCAGAUAUAUCUUGUACCUGCUAGAAUCAAAAUGCAUUUGUGCCUACUUGUCCCCAAAAUUAACUCCCAAUAUAUCGAUGUAAAUAAUGGCUAGCUUGACGUUACUCAUUAAUAAACGUAAUGUUUGUCC
Messenger RNA from Pseudo-nitzschia multistriata, 1622 nucleotides. The record is from the annotation of a GenBank genome assembly. Lineage: Eukaryota; Bacillariophyta; Bacillariophyceae; Bacillariales; Bacillariaceae.